Messenger RNA from Caenorhabditis sp. 36 PRJEB53466, 1358 nucleotides. The record is from the annotation of a GenBank genome assembly. NCBI's taxonomy places the organism in Eukaryota, Metazoa, Nematoda, Chromadorea, Rhabditida, Rhabditidae.
AUGGUGUGUGGCGGAAUGGAUUCCGACCACCUCAUCAAUGGCGACCUCGCCCAUGGAUUUGAGAAUAUGGUGUGUGUUCGGUGUAAUGAUGGAUUCUCGAUGCAAGAUCAGAUGGUGAACUCGUCCGGACAAGUCUGGCACUCGGAAUGUUUUGUGUAAGACAGCAGGCAGACGCGUGUUAUGACUAAUUCCUUUUCAUUUCAGUUGCGCUCAGUGUUUUGAACCGUUUCCCGAUGGUAUCUAUUUCGAAUUCGAAGGACGGAAAUACUGCGAGCACGAUUUCCAUGUGCUCUACUCUCCAUGCUGCGGAAAAUGCAGUAAGCGGAGACACGCGAGGCUGGCAGAAGCCGUAAAUGUUUUAUAUUGCAGAUGAGUUCAUUGUUGGAAGAGUGAUCAAGGCAAUGAAUGCCAGCUGGCAUCCCUCCUGCUUCUGCUGCGAGAUUUGCAGUAAACAGUUGGCGGACGUCGGAUUCUUGAGAAAUGCAGGAAGGUACUUGUAACAGCGGGAUGCGCAUUAGAAUGCAUAUUCACCGUGUUGUUGUAGGGCUCUCUGCCGUGAAUGCAACGAACGGGAAAAAGCAGCGGGACACGGACGGUACGUGUGCCACAAAUGCCACGCAAUGAUUGAUGACGGGCAGCACAUCAAGUUCCGCGGAGACUCCUUCCAUCCAUACCAUUUCAAAUGCAAACGUUGCAGGUGAGAAACCCAUCCGAAUGUCUUUUGAAUGACACAUCUUCCUGUUUUCAGCGUUGAACUCACAACAGCAUCUCGCGAAGUGAACGGAGAACUCUACUGUCUGAGAUGCCACGACACGAUGGGUAUUCCUAUCUGCGGAGCCUGUCACAGACCGAUCGAGGAGCGUGUGGUGGCAGCAUUAGGCAAGCACUGGCACGUCGAGCACUUUGUGUGCUCCGUGUGCGAAAAGCCGUUCCUGGGACAUCGGCACUACGAAAGAAAGGGACUUCCAUACUGCGAACAGCACUUCCACAAGGUACUUGAGUGUCUGAAUUGCAAAAUGAAAUGCGAGUUUUGCAGUUGUUCGGAAAUCUUUGCUUCAAAUGCGGGGACCCGUGCUGCGGAGAAGUGUUCCAAGCUCUUCAGAAGACGUGGUGCGUCAAAUGCUUCUCAUGCAGUUUUUGCGACAAGAAACUUGACCAGAAGUGAGUUUAAUAUUGAGGAGGCGCAUGUGCUUAUGUGAAUGCAUUUUAGGACAAAGUUCUAUGAAUUCGAUAUGAAGCCAACAUGCAAACGAUGCUAUGAUCGCUUCCCGACGGAACUGAAGAAGCGCAUUUCGGAGAGUCUGAAGGACCGCGACGUUGAAAAUCAACGAAGAUCCAUGAGUCCGGGACCGAAGUGA